AUGGGUCCUCGGUUUCUCUUCUUUGUUUCUGAUUUCUUCUACGGUCUUGUAAUUGAGGAAGGCAUUGCUGAUUGGAAUCAUGCCCUAGUGGGUCAGUUCAUCGGCGUGGCUCCAAGAUUUGCUUCAUUGCAGCGUAUUAUCGUUUCGAUUUUGGGGAAAUCUUCGCAGGUGAAGGUUAGUUUAGCUGGUCCUAACCUCUAUGUGUUUUCGUUUACGGAUGCUAAUCUGAGGGACUGGGUGCUCGAUAACGGUCCCUGGCAUAUCCAGAAUAAACCUCUGGUUUUGAGGAGGUGGGAGCCUGGAUUGCAGAGACUCAAUUUUGACCUAGCGCUAAUGCCUAUCUGGGUUCAACUCUAUAAUAUCCUGCUUGAGCUCUACACUCAAAAAGGACUUAGUUACAUAGAUAGUGCAUUAGGUAAUCCUCUUUUUAUGGAUUCCAUCACUGCAUCUCGUGAGAGGCUAGAAUUUGCUAAACUGUGUGUUGAGAUUGAUGUUGGCAGUGUUCUCCCUGAUGUUAUUCAUGUAAUGCUUAAGGAUGGGACGUUUGUGGAAAUAGAAGUGCAUGUGCCAUGGAUGCCUCAGUCCUGUGCUACAUGUAAAGUGUUUGGGCAUCAUGUUAGCUCGUGUACUAAGAUUAGGCAAACUUCUAUUAAGCCUAAGGAAGUUCAAGUCUGGAGGAAGAAAGAAGUCACCCAUUCUGAUGAGACUGGUAGUAAGGAACCUCUGUUUACUAUUGUUGAAGCUACUCAUGAGAAGCUUACUUCUUCUUCUGAUUUGAAGGAUCAUAAUGGUGACUCUAGUGGGCUUGUUAGCAACUUGGGGGUCGAGGGAGUUGUCAAGCCUAGUGAAUUUCCUUCUCUUCAGGAUUCUCUGAAGAAGAAGACUAGGGGUAAGAAAAAAGAGAAUAUUGGUUCCUCUAGUAAGGUAGGAAACUUGGUGGAUGGCCCCAGGAAGACCAGGGCUGCUUCUAUUGGUGUAGCUUUGUUACUUAAUGAGAUUAAGGCUAAGAAGAGGGAUUAUUUGGAUAAAGUGAAGAGUAAUGUGGUGUCUUUGGGUCCUGGCUGUGAUGUUCAUUCCUCCUCUUGA
Messenger RNA from Hibiscus syriacus, 1086 nucleotides. RefSeq lists its product as uncharacterized. Lineage: Eukaryota; Viridiplantae; Streptophyta; Magnoliopsida; Malvales; Malvaceae. The coding region runs from base 1 to 1086 and encodes 361 amino acids. The transcript has 3 exons. The record is from RefSeq and is a predicted model, not a curated record.